Phymastichus coffea is the source of this 613-nucleotide messenger RNA. RefSeq lists its product as uncharacterized. NCBI's taxonomy places the organism in Eukaryota, Metazoa, Arthropoda, Insecta, Hymenoptera, Eulophidae. The record is from RefSeq and is a predicted model, not a curated record. The transcript has 4 exons. The coding region runs from base 1 to 603 and encodes 200 amino acids.
AUGAGUGCACUCGUGGCGAGUGGCGCGCCGCUGGCGCUGUUGGUGCUGCUGCUGCUGCUGGCGAGCGGCGGAGGCGCCGGGGCCGAGGCGUCCAGCUCGGAAAUAGCCGACAUCCUGCAGCGGCCGAUCCGUGCCGCCUCGUUUCCGCCAGUCAGCAACACGGGCAUCUUCGUGGCGCUGGCGGUGCCGCUGGAGGACCCGGCCAACUCGGUCUCCCUGUCGUACUUCUUCGAGGCCAACUACGGCUUGCCCGACAACUCGAGUCUGCUGGCCGAGGUGCUGCCCGCCAGCCGUCGCAAGCGGAGCAUCGACCGGUCCGCCGUUUACGCGCUCAUUCGGAGCAGAUUCGAGAGCGCUGGAUUCCCUGGGCGACACUGCCUGCUAAGAUCGAUCUGUGAGGCCUCGGAGCAUCCUUUCGAGCUGCACAAUGGCUUGCUCGGAGACGUCUUGCGCGUUGUCUUCACGCCGUCGAGCUCCAGAGCGGAGGAUCAGCUUCCAGACGGGGUGGUCGGCGCCGAGCUGGCCGGGCGCAGCGGCGACUGCUCCGAUUACCGCUCGAGCUGCUCGCUCGGACUUUUCGACUUGAUUGGCGUUCUGCAGUGAUGGCCGCUCG